Messenger RNA from Puntigrus tetrazona (Sumatra barb), 965 nucleotides. RefSeq lists its product as uncharacterized. The transcript has 3 exons. NCBI's taxonomy places the organism in Eukaryota, Metazoa, Chordata, Actinopteri, Cypriniformes, Cyprinidae. The record is from RefSeq and is a predicted model, not a curated record. The coding region runs from base 235 to 741 and encodes 168 amino acids.
GUUCUGCAUUUAAGACUUUGUUCCUUCAACUGACCAGCUUAAAGCUUUGAAACAGCACUUUGUUACAUCGUUUUCAGCAGGCAUGUGAUCUGUGUCUCGUCUGUCUCAGAUGAUGCACUGGUGUUGCAUCUGCAAAGAUCAAAGGAAGUCAUCUUCAUGUAAUAGCGCUUCAGACACAUGUUAGGUAGCCAACUUCAAGUUAGCCGUUUCCUCUGACUGACUGCGCACAAAAACAUGCAGCUCUUUCACCCGACAACCGCCUUUCUCGUAUUUGUUCUCUGCAGUGAGCUAAAAUCUCUAGCGAUGGUGGUUGUGAAAUACCCGCGUGAACCGGUAACCAAGGCCGAAGGUCUUUCGAUGUCUCUCAUGUGCACAGUGGAGUAUGAAAGAGAGGACUGCGACAUCGAGGCCAAAUGGUGGUAUACAAACAGCACUGAGCUUUUGCCCAUCAUGGAUCCAAACGCAUUUCUAAUCACAGUAAAUGAAACAAAAACAAAUGAGUUGAGGCUGAGGAAAAUUUCCCUGACCAUCAGAUCCCUGAAGCUUCAGGACAGUGGCCUCUACCAGUGUGAUGCCAAAUGUCUCAACAGUGGGACUCAAGCGAAAGGCCAUCUUGUGAAUGUCACCGUCACAGCUGAUCCAUACAAAGGUAUGAAGGUCUCGACAUGGAGCGGCCAGUUAAAGGCAGAUGCGGCUGCGCUAAUAUGUAGCGCCAUAUUAUUAUUAUUAAGAUGUUAUUAAAUGACAUUGUUUUCAGUAAUACAGGUGUCAAUAUAUGAACCGCUCUGCUGUUAAUCUGCUAGUGUGACCAUCUGUAAUAAUUUUUUUGAAUUCUUGACUUGGUCUUGAAUUAUGUUCUCAUGACAAUAUGUACCUAAUAAUUUGUCAUGGGCUAGAUUUGGUUGCCUGAUGUUGUAUUUUUGUUCUUUAUUUUCUUUGUUGCCAUAAAUUGCUACACUGCUUUA